Molecule: messenger RNA, 322 nt
Organism: Cladocopium goreaui
Lineage: Eukaryota; Dinophyceae; Suessiales; Symbiodiniaceae
Source: the annotation of a GenBank genome assembly
AUGAGUUGAUCCAAAUCAAUUUUGACAUCCUGAUGUACGACUUGCCGUGCAAGUACUUGAAGAUCGGCGUUUGGGAUCGAUUUGGAGAAGAAAAAAUCAACAGCACUGAUCAGUUUCAUUACAUCCCUGUGGAUCACAAGGGCCAGUACAAGGGCAUGGCCUACAGCAAAGAGGAGAUUGCCCUCUUGGAACAGGCGGAUCUGAAUUCAGAUGUCUCUGAUGCCGAGAAGAAAGAACUGGACGCGGAUUGGUCCUCCUCCAGUGACAACUUCAAGCACCAGGACUUUCAUGCAGCCGUGACUUUCCAUGACUUCACCUUGGU